Egretta garzetta (little egret) is the source of this 984-nucleotide messenger RNA. It is a transcript of the gene GPR37, whose product is annotated as G protein-coupled receptor 37. The record is from RefSeq and is a predicted model, not a curated record. Gene Ontology annotation, cellular component: signaling receptor complex; plasma membrane. Gene Ontology annotation, molecular function: G protein-coupled peptide receptor activity; prosaposin receptor activity. NCBI's taxonomy places the organism in Eukaryota, Metazoa, Chordata, Aves, Pelecaniformes, Ardeidae. The transcript is spliced from 2 exons. The coding region runs from base 1 to 984 and encodes 327 amino acids. Gene Ontology annotation, biological process: adenylate cyclase-inhibiting G protein-coupled receptor signaling pathway; positive regulation of MAPK cascade.
AUGGUUUUAGGCUAUCAGUUGAAACUCUCAAAAUUUUGCUCUUGUGAAUUGAAAAAGCCACCGGUCACACCACCUUUCCAGCAUGAAAUGGGAGAUGAACUUCACACUGAAUGCAUUAAGGAUGAGAAAAGCAAAGAGAUUGAGGGCAAAAUGGCUGAUGAACUGGUAGCCUCUCUUGGAGUCACCACAUUCACACUGUGCGCCCUCUGCAUCGACCGAUUUCGUGCCGCCACCAACGUGCAGAUGUAUUACGAGAUGAUCGAAAACUGCACCUCGACGACCGCCAAGCUGGCCGUCAUCUGGGUGGGCGCGCUGCUGCUGGCCCUGCCAGAGGUCGUGCUGCGCCAGCUGGCAAAGGAGGACCCCGAAUACAGCGGCAGCCCACCGGGGGAGCGGUGCGUGGUGAAGAUAUCCACCGCGCUGCCUGACACCAUCUACGUGUUAGCUCUCACUUACGAUGGGGCCAGGCUCUGGUGGUACUUUGGCUGCUAUUUUUGCUUGCCUACCCUUUUCACUAUUACCUGCUCCCUGGUAACAGCAAGGAAAAUCAGGAGGGCGGAAAAGGCUUGCACAAGGGGGAACAAGCGACAAAUUCAGCUGGAAAGUCAGAUGAACUGCACAGUGGUGGCUUUGACCAUUUUGUAUGGGUUUUGCAUCAUUCCUGAAAACAUUUGCAACAUUGUGACUGCCUACAUGUCCACAGGGGUCUCUCGGCAGACUAUGGACCUCCUCCAUCUCAUUAGUCAGUUCCUUUUGUUCUUUAAGUCCUGUGUUACCCCGGUUCUCCUUUUCUGUCUCUGUAAACCUUUCAGCCGGGCCUUUAUGGAGUGUUGCUGUUGCUGCUGUGAUGAAUGCAUCCAGAAGUCUUCAACAGUGACAAGUGAUGACAAUGACAACGAGUACACCACAGAACUGGAGCUCUCCCCUUUCAGUACCAUCCGUCGCGAAAUGUCCACUUUUGCCUCUGUGGGGACUCACUGUUAA